UAAUCGUGCAAUAACGUUUAUAUUUCUUGCAGGGCCUGUGGAAAGAAAGGUGCUUGUGAAUCUUCAGAAGUUAGAUGUGGCUCAGGAUAGUCUGGGCAACUAUGGUUUCUUCACUUUGAUUUACAAUCAAGGCUUUGAAAUUGUGAUAAAUGACUACAAGUGGUUUGCGUUUUUUAAGUACAAAAAGGAAGGCCAGAAUGUAACCAGCUACUGUAAUGAGACUCUACCAGGAUGGGUACACGAUGUACUUGGCCACAACUGGGCUUGUUUCAGUGGUCAGAAGAUUUCUUCGUCUCCCUCAGAUAUUCACAUAAAUGAGCUACCUAUCCAGAAGCCCAGGGGAAGGCUUUCAAGCAGACGUUAUAUGCACAACGUUGACUUUGUAAAUGCUAUCAAUGCUCGACAGAAGUCCUGGAGAGCAACAAGAUACAAGGAGUAUGAGAACUUUGCCCUGGAAGAUCUGACUAGAAGAGCUGGAGGUCUCUAUUCUAGAGUUUCAAGACCAAAGCCUGCACCUCUAACACCUGAGUUACUCAAAAAAGCUUCAAGCUUGCCAGAAUCCUGGGACUGGAGAAAUGUGAAUGGUGUCAAUUAUGUCAGCCCUGUUCGGAAUCAAGGCUCCUGUGGCAGCUGUUAUGCGUUUUCAUCCAUGGGCAUGCUGGAAGCAAGAAUACGUAUCCUCACAAACAACACCCAGAAACCCAUCUUUAGUCCUCAGCAGGUUGUGUCUUGCAGCCAGUAUUCUCAAGGUUGUGAUGGUGGCUUCCCAUACCUCAUUGCUGGAAAGUAUGUCCAAGACUUUGGUGUUGUGGAAGAGGACUGCUUCCCUUACACAGCCCUAGAUUCUCCAUGCACUUUCAAGCGCAGCUGUUACCACUACUACAGUUCUGAGUACCACUAUGUCGGUGGCUUCUAUGGAGGCUGCAAUGAAGCUCUGAUGAAACUCGAGCUUGUUCUGCAUGGGCCAAUGGCUGUUGCCUUUGAGGUUUAUAAUGAUUUCAUGCUUUAUAAAGAGGGGAUCUACCAUCACACUGGGCUGCAGGAUGACUUCAAUCCUUUUGAAUUGACCAAUCAUGCUGUCUUGCUGGUGGGCUAUGGUACAGACCCAAACAGUGGUGAGAAGUUCUGGAUUGUGAAGAACAGCUGGGGCACGUCGUGGGGAGAAGAUGGUUACUUCAGAAUCCGCCGUGGCACUGAUGAAUGUGCAAUUGAAAGCAUUGCAGUGGCUGCAACUCCUAUUCCAAAGUUGUAAAUGUGGAGGUCUUCAUCCAGUGCCUUGUCCUCAGCCGUAAGAAUGUACUGAUUGUUAGAGACUGCAAUUAAAGUCUGUCCCCUAGCUUGAACAGGGGAGCUUUAAUGAAAUUUUCCAGAAUAGAGCGAACAGCAUCCCUAGGUGAGAGGAUGAGCACUGUUACCUCUGCUCUGUGCACUGAAGGUUUCCUCUCGAGUCUGACAGUAGGUGACCUAGAAUGCAAUGACUGUUUUGGUAAGAGUGGUGAUAGUUACUCAUCACUGGCUAUACAUCUUCAGUCACCAGUUGCAUUUUCUUCUGUGGACAAUCUUGACCUUCAGAUCUCAGAGGGAAGCAUCUGCUAUGAUAAUUUGUAACUACUCUGAAAGGACACUGUAGUGCCUUA
This is a messenger RNA of Tauraco erythrolophus (red-crested turaco), 1637 nucleotides long. Lineage: Eukaryota; Metazoa; Chordata; Aves; Musophagiformes; Musophagidae. The record is from RefSeq and is a predicted model, not a curated record.